GCAAAAUGCGGGCCAUUCAAGAAUGGAAGCCGUCGACCAACCUCCGAGAGCUGCAAUCGUUUUUGGGGUUCAUCAAUUAUGUGUGCCGGCUUAUCCCCAACAUGGUGGGGUUAACAGGAGCCCUAACUGACCUACUUCAUAAGGGCGUUGAUUAUCAGUGGGGGGUGAAACAGCAAGCUGCAUUUGACAGAUUAAGAAAUGUUUUACUCUCGUCAACAGUACUUCGGAUUGUUGAUCCAGAACGCUCGUUCGAGGUCGUGACAGACGCAAGUGACAUCGCCAUCAGAGCAGUUCUGCUACCGGAUUUUGGCGACGGCAUUCAGCCAAUCGCGUACAACCGAAGAAACAGCGCGCCUAUUCAUCUCGGCUGUCGUUCGCCUGCAUGGUAUCCCUGUGGCGAUCAUCAGCGACAGAGACCCAAAAUUCACCUCGUGCUAUUAGCAAGACACGUGGAACCGAUAUGGCACCAGCCUACAAUUCUCAUCCACCUAUCACCCGCAAACCGAUGGUCAGACAGAACGGACAGAUCAGACCAUGGAACAGUUGAUUCACACGAACUGGCUGGAUACUCGCAAGUGGGAAGAUUCGCUACCGAUGCUCAAGUUUUACUACAACAACGCACCCUCCGCCAUAACCAAUCAUUUGCCAUUUUCCCUAAAUUACGGGAUGGAUCCGAUGAAACCCAUUUCCACCAACGCUGAAAGUCAAGUCCCUCAAUCGCAGCAGUUCG
Messenger RNA from Closterium sp. NIES-67, 730 nucleotides. The record is from the annotation of a GenBank genome assembly. NCBI's taxonomy places the organism in Eukaryota, Viridiplantae, Streptophyta, Zygnematophyceae, Desmidiales, Closteriaceae.